AUGAAGCUGGCAUACCUGUUCCUCGGCCCCCUGGCCCUCCUCCUCCUGGCCAGCUGCUGCUGCUGCGUCCUCGGCACCUCCGGUGGGAACCUGCGCACCUUCGUGGGCUGUGCCGUCAGGGAGUUUACUUUCCUGGCCAAGAAGCCGGGCUGCAGGGGCCUUCGGAUCACCACCGAUGCCUGCUGGGGCCGCUGUGAAACCUGGGAGAAGCCCAUUCUGGAGCCCCCCUACAUCGAAGCCCAUCACCGAGUCUGCACCUACAAUGAGACCAAACAAGCGAUCGUCAAGCUGCCCAACUGUGCUCCGGGGGUCGACCCUUUCUACACCUACCCCGUGGCCGUCCGCUGUGACUGCGGGGCCUGCUCCACCGCCACCACCGAGUGCGAGACCCUCUGA
This is a messenger RNA of Pipistrellus nathusii (Nathusius's pipistrelle), 396 nucleotides long. NCBI's taxonomy places the organism in Eukaryota, Metazoa, Chordata, Mammalia, Chiroptera, Vespertilionidae. The record is from the annotation of a GenBank genome assembly.